Molecule: messenger RNA, 3421 nt
Organism: Scheffersomyces stipitis CBS 6054
Lineage: Eukaryota; Fungi; Ascomycota; Pichiomycetes; Serinales; Debaryomycetaceae
Product: phosphatidate phosphatase
Exons: 1
Coding region: 113-2029 (638 amino acids)
Cellular component (GO): actin cortical patch
Molecular function (GO): phosphatidate phosphatase activity
Source: RefSeq, a predicted model, not a curated record
AAACUCCAAGCUCAAACUCAUCGCAGAUAUCUAUCGAGACUACCGCGCUCUCAAGAAGCACUACCCUGUUUCGCCCGAGCUUAUCAGAUUCUCCCGCAAACGCUAUGCCAAAAUGACCAGUCCCUCUGAAUUCUCAAACAUCAAUGGCAGAACGUCUUCUCCGCUAGAUUCAGAUCUCUCGCAGCCUCUUUCUCGUAGACAAAGACUCUUGGGCCUAGCCAGAGCCACCAGAGACAACUAUAUACCACGACUCACUGGUCAAGUCACCCAGAUAGCCUCAGGAGCUUCUCGCGCUUUUGCUACACCUGGAAGUGAUCUCUACGAUGAACAGGGAAACGUCAUCUUCCCCAAAGAUGCUUCUAUUACCUUGUUCCCGUCGUACACCAGACAGGUAGGCGACAAAUACUACAUAGACAUCAAGGGCUGGGUCUCGUGCCCCGGUCUCAUGACUCGUAAAAACAGAUUGAUCCUCUCAUUAGUGAGGCAAGUUACACGGUACAACUCGGCCAACUCAGAUCAGGCUAUACACCAGUUGGAAAGCGACAAGUUGAAACAGGAUAUGCUCCAGGAUGACGUUUCUGAUUUGGAAUCGUUUCAUUCCGAAGCUUCUAAAGAUUCGAAUCCAGACCAACUUAGAAAUGUCACGAGCUCUAGCUCAUCUGUACAGACUGGUCCGUCUGCUUUCAACAACGAAGAGUUGAUGAAGGAGAGAUUGGCAUCAUUUAUCGCCAGAUCAAUCCCUAAUGCAGCACUAACUGUGGUUAUAGGCUCUCACGUAGUCCAUUCUGAAAUCGCAGAAAAGGAAGUCUUCACAGAUGCCAGUGGAAAUUUCGAAACAACAGUCCAGACCAGCUACCUUCCCUCAGUUAUUCAGGUCAAGGCUAACUCCGAUGAUACUAUCUUUUCGUUUCAGGACGUCAUGUUCGUACCAGGUGAAGGGAUUGGUGUGAUCAGUGAUAUCGACGACACUGUCAAAUUGACUGGUGUUAUAGGCGACAAAAGAGAAUUGAUGACAAACCUUUUAUUGAAGGAAGUGACAACUUGGAGCAUUCCUCCCGUUAUUAGCUGGUAUGAUAACAUCAAAAAACUAGACAACGUUUCGUUCCAUUAUGUUUCCAACUCACCCUGGCAAUUGUUCAGUACAAUCGAACAAUAUUUUCGUGCCGUGAAACUUCCCUAUGGGUCGUUCCAUCUAAAGCACUACACCGGUAAUAUUAUUUCCUCCCUUAUGGAGCCCUCUUCUUCUCGUAAAAAAAAGUCAUUAGACAAGAUCUUGAAUGAUUUCCCUGAAAAGAAGUUUAUAUGUGUUGGUGAUUCAGGUGAAGCAGAUCUUGAAGCCUACGUGGACUUGGCCAAAUCUCACCCAGGGCACAUUUUGAGCAUCAAUAUUCGUGUUGUAGAGGAUUCUUUGUCUGACGUUGACGACAAUAAGAUCCUCAAUGAGCUUGUAAGAAUAUUGACUACGAAAAGAAGAGUAACGUCUUCAUCUGCAACUCCACAGCCGGUAGAAAUACCAAAUUUGAUUGACUUAUCUGAUGAUAGCCCUGUAUCUACUCCACAGGCAGAAGAAAGAAGAGCCAAAUUACCUCCAAUGAUACCGAAGAAACCAACCAAUUUGAAAGGAAAUUCGCUUGAAAAGAAGCCACCCUUACCUAGAAGAGAUUAUUUGGCAAGAGCUCAUACCGAUUCUGAACUUGCUUCUAAACCUACUGUGAUUGAGUUAACAACUGUUGAACUGCCACCUUUACCCAAACGACCUGAUGCCGUCUUGCAUCACGCCAAAACUGAAAGCGAUGAAGCUUUUUCACAGCAUGAAAACAAUCUUUUUGACAACUUGCAGAACAUAUACGAUUCGCCAAAUUUCUACGAACUUGAAGAAAUGGAUAGAAAAGGAGCCAAUUGGAUUCGCAGAGUGAUAACAUCGUUACAAGAUCUAGAAGGCUCCGGUACGGAACUCAGGUUAUUCUCUGAUGGAGACCAACAGUUCUUUGCCAACAGCACCGAGGACCUCCGAAAUUUGAAGCGUUGAUGGUUACGAAAAAAUUUCAAUGAUGUUAUAAUGUUAUAUAUAACGUAGGUAUAUAUAGAUAUGGUACAAACGUGAAAAUGCUAGAGAUCACAAUCAGGGAGGAAAAUCAAUUCGUCUCGGAUCUGGAGAUCAAGAAUCUUUAAAUGUAUUAAAGACGAAUAUCUUUAAGUAUUAAAGCUUAUGCCGACGAGACGAUGGGUUGCCCUUCUUCGGACACCGUCUCUUGAACAGAAGUAUCCACCUCUGUUUCUUUCGUGAUUUCUGCUGUUUCUGAAGCAGCCUCUGGAGUAGAUCCUGGACCUGUCUCUGCCUCACUAGAUUCAAGCACAGGCUCCUUUGGCUCUUCGGAUUCCUUUGGUUCUUCAGAUUCAUCGUUCUGUAAGUAAAGCUCCUGGAUAUGAGAACCAUCGCCGUAAUCUCUGACGUUUUCGUCGCUGUCUUCUGGUAAGUCCUUCCUGAACUGCGACAAGUCCCAUUGGUCUCCUUCAUCCUCUUCGGUGUAAUACUUGUCGGAGAACUUCUCCAAUAUGACUUCUUUACCGGUCUUGGGUCUCUUUCCAGACUUCUCGUCCUUCCUUUUGUCGUCUUCUCUCUUCUUCAACUGAUUGGCUUUCCAUUUCUGGAAUGUCUCGAUAGUGAUAGGCGUGAACUUGCUUUUGUCCAACUUGGUUCUUUCAAGCUCAAGGAACUCUUCCAAGGAAAUCUUGGGCUGUGACUCGGCAGCCAAUCUUUCCAAUCUCUUUUGUUCCUUUGUCUUCAACACAAAUCCUGGAGGCAAAGAGUGUCUGUACUUACAUUCGUUACCACCAUUGGGGCAUACCCAGAACCAACCAUACUUUCCGUUUUCUACAGCUUCAAUGAAAUGCUUACAGACUUUAUCAGUGGUAGUCUUGGGAUUACCAUGCUUGGACAGAAUAACCUUACGUAAUUUCUCUUCAUCCCAUUGGUCCAUGGUAUCUUCUUCCUUUUCAGCUCUGGCAUCUGUGUACAAGUCCUUCUUGGCAUCUUUUCUGCCGACAUUGAUAUCGUGGGAAAACUUACACUUGUUACCUUUAGUACAAAGACCCUUUUUGAAAAAUUCACAUAACACCGAUUUGGGAUCCACACCAAAAGGAACUUUCUGCUGGACAAUACCAAAAAGUGCAGCUGCCUCUUUUUUUGCAUCUUCCGCUGCCUUCUUCUCAGCUGCUAGUCUUUUAGCUUCAGCUUCCUUCUUUUUGGCCAUUCCUCCAUCGAUACCAGCCUGGAUCUGCGAAAUCUGCUGUUGCACUUUCUUGGAUUUGUUCUUGUUCUUCAACCCGAACGUUUUAUCGUCCGCAGACUUGGCCUUGGCCUUGGACUUGUUCUUGUCUGAAAUCUGGGGCUGCUUCUUCUUUGGUGGCAUCGCUGUUU